AUGACUGACUUGAAGCAAUCGAUCGGAGAUAUGAAGAAGCUAAGUAGAACAAAGGUUGUGGAGAAUCUUUGCCUCUUGGAUCAAUACGAGCUUUCGUUGGCAUUGAUGGAAUUGAAGAGAGCUCUUCAGUGCGACCAAGAUAGGUUGGCAGCGUAUGAGUUGUAUGAGAUGAAUCAAACUAUCAAGCAUACAUUAGAAUUGCCCCUUUCUGGUCAAUAUGCACAUGUGCGGAUUAAGAUCCACGAAGAUAGGUCUUACGGGAGUCAGCCUACAUGCAAAGGAGAUGGCACUUUAAAGACUGGAGGUGUAGUCUGGGACGCUGCCUACUGUCUUGUGGACCUUAUCUCGCAGCUAGGGAUGGAGAGCUUUCGAGGGAGAAGAGUGCUAGAGUUGGGUGCGGGCUGCGGAUUCGUGGGGCUGGCAGCGGCUUCGCUUGGUGCCAUUGUCACCUUGACGGAUAGAUCCGAUCAUCUCGAAAACUUGUCCAAGAAUGCUGAUCUCAACACAAGUAUGGAGAAUGUUGUUGAUGUAGCUGCGCUUGACUGGGACGACCGAGAGGCCGCAAGACGUUUCUCGGAACCUUUCGACUGGAUCCUGGCAUCUGACGUCGUCUACGAGCAAGACAGUCAUUCUUCUCUGAGAGAUUUGCUUCACUCGCUCGUUGGACAUGAGACGAUUGUCCUUAUAUCCUACGAAUCGAGAACUGAGAAGCAUGACGCGUUCUUUACCUCGCUCGAACGAGAUCCUGCGUUUCAUGACGGAAGAGACCCAGGACUUGAGGAUUUAUGCCAUCGCGCCUGCGAGCCUGACGUGUGCAUCCUCGCACCAGAUGUCGUUGAAGACGCUGCAACACUGGAGAGAUGA
Guillardia theta CCMP2712 is the source of this 864-nucleotide messenger RNA. RefSeq lists its product as hypothetical. The transcript is spliced from 12 exons. The coding region runs from base 1 to 864 and encodes 287 amino acids. The record is from RefSeq and is a predicted model, not a curated record. NCBI's taxonomy places the organism in Eukaryota, Cryptophyceae, Pyrenomonadales, Geminigeraceae.